This is a messenger RNA of Papaver somniferum (opium poppy), 711 nucleotides long. Its product is annotated as protein RESTRICTED TEV MOVEMENT 2-like. The record is from RefSeq and is a predicted model, not a curated record. The transcript has 2 exons. Bases 1 to 711 code for a protein of 236 amino acids. Lineage: Eukaryota; Viridiplantae; Streptophyta; Magnoliopsida; Ranunculales; Papaveraceae.
AUGGAUUUCACUAAGAGUACCUUUCGGGUUUACGAGAUUGUUCAACCAUCCGAAACGUUAGUACAGAAAGAAAAAUAUGACCAGAUCAAGCUUGAACUUCCUGGGUUCAAGAAGGAAGAUAUAAGGGUCAAGUUUAGCAAUAACACUACCUUGGAAGUCAGUGGUGAAAGACUAGUGGGAAACAAGAAGUGGAGUAGUUUCAGAAAGGAUUACUUGACACCUGAAAACUGCCUGACGGAUGAAAUACGAGCAAGUUUCGAUAAUGGAUUUCUGCAUAUCACAAUGCCGAAGAAAACUGUGAGUAGUAAUGCUACUGGUGCUGAAAUUCUUGAUAAUGAUUCCGGUGAAGAAGAGAAGAAGAAUUUUUUUACUACUGAUACUAAUACUCCUGAAGUGAUUGCUGAUAAUAUCAGUGAAGUUGAAAAGAACAAAGCAAGUUCUAGCAAUUCCACAAUCACUAAUGAAACAGAGAAAGAUGCAGAACAUUUACAAAAUGAAGGGGGAGAUUAUGUUGAUGGCGUCAAAGAGAUGAAGCAAGACGAGAUUGAAGAUGCAAUGAGUCAGAAUGAUUUUGCUGAGGAAUAUGCUAUUGAGAGUAAGAGACCCGAAGCGGAUGAUAUGACUGAAUAUGCAGUAAGUCAAUAUGAGCUGGUUCUGAACAUGUGUGCGGCUGGUUUUGUCAUUCUGAUGCUUGUGUCUUGUGCAACAUGA